Molecule: messenger RNA, 4373 nt
Organism: Xyrauchen texanus (razorback sucker)
Lineage: Eukaryota; Metazoa; Chordata; Actinopteri; Cypriniformes; Catostomidae
Product: zinc finger protein 501-like
Exons: 2
Coding region: 78-1511 (477 amino acids)
Biological process (GO): regulation of transcription by RNA polymerase II
Molecular function (GO): DNA-binding transcription factor activity; RNA polymerase II cis-regulatory region sequence-specific DNA binding
Source: RefSeq, a predicted model, not a curated record
AGAAACAAAGAACUCACCGUUUGAGCACUCCGCUAGUGUGUGUUUAUAGUUCAGUGUUUUUAGUUAAGAUAUUGAAGAUGAGUUUGCAGGUGGAUCUGAUGUGCUGUAAAUCAGUAGGAACUGAUCUGACUUCUGUCUGUAACACUGCUGGAGAACAGCAGAUGCUCAAGACACCAUUGAAGAUGUGUUCAGUGAAGCUGCUGGACUGCAGGAACCUCAUGAAGAUUAAACGAGAACCCACCGCACAGGAACAACAUACUGAUGAAGAUGAAGAUGAUGAUGAAAUCACAGCACAGGAACAACACCCUGAUGAAGAUGAUGAUGAAACCACAGCACAGGAACAACACACUGAUGAUGAUGAUGAUGAUGAUGAUGAAACCACAGCACAUGAACAACAUAAGAGUGAUGAAGAUGAUGAUUUUAUUCCUUCAGAUACAAACAGUGGUCCAUCUGAUGGAGAAAUGGCUUCUACAUCAAAACAGAGUCUUUCUUGCAAAAUUUGUGAGAGGACAUUCACUUCGAAAGGACGUUUAGUGAGACAUGAGAGAAGACACAAAGAGCAGAAAGUCUUCAAAUGUAAGAGAUGUGAGAGCAGCUUUUCUACAUUAAAAGAGAGGAACUGUCAUUCAGAAGUGCACAAAGUAAAGCAGGAGUUUCCCUGUGAGCAGUGCGGGAAGGUUUUCUCAGCUGCCUCGACAUUAAAAAGUCACAUGAAGACACACAGUGAUGAAAAGCCUUUCAGCUGCAGUCAGUGUGACAAGUGUUUCAGAACUAAAGGACAUCUUAAUGAGCAUCAGAAAAUACACACGGGGGAGAAACCGUACAAGUGUCUUCACUGUGAGAAGAGAUUCAUCAACAAGAGUCAUAUGACAUCACAUGUCCGUUUGCACACCAAUGAGAGGCCAUAUCAGUGCAAAGAAUGUGACAAAACCUUUAAACAAUUAUUUUGUCUAAAGACACAUCAGCAAAUGCACUCUGGGGAGAAACCCUUUCAGUGCUCACACUGUGAUAGACGUUUCCUUAAGAAAUCUGAUCUGAAACGUCAUGAAAUUAGACAAUCUGGGGAGAAACCCUUUCAAUGCUCACACUGUGACAAGCGUUUCCAUCUUGAAUCUGACAUGAAAUAUCAUGAAAAAAGACACAAUGGAGAGAAACGUUACCUCUGCUCUGACUGUGGGAAGAGAUUUUAUGCACCGUCUGAUUUAAUAGUUCAUCAGAGAGUGCACACGGUAGAAAAGCUGUAUCACUGUAGCGUUUGUGGGAAGAGUUUCAAUCAAAAUGUUCUUUUACUAAAGCACAAGAGAACACAUAGUGGAGAAAGACCUUUCAAAUGCACUCAGUGUGACAAGACGUUUACCCGAUCAGAUUACCUGAAAACCCACCAGAGAGUGCAUACAGGAGAGAAACCUUACAGCUGCUCCAUCUGCAGGAAAUCAUUCGUUUCUUCAUCAAGUUUAAAAACUCAUCAGAAGACACAUGCUAGAGAUCAAACUACCCUGAAAUCAUCCUAGUGUUUUCAGGCAUCUCGGGCAACAUUAAACCACAAUUACAUUAUCAAAGGCAACUUUUGUCAUAAUCAUGCAGUCCUGAAGUUAACUCUCCAAAAACUGACCAGAAGCUCUAUAGCUUUAAUGUCUUCAUCUUUAAGACGUUACUGGAGAAAACAAAAAUAACCCAAACUGAGCUGGUGGAGUUAGUUCCUCUCUGUCUAUUCAGCAUGAACAUAAUGCCAAUUAAUUAGCAAUGUCUAAUGCCAGUCAUGUAUUCAGUAUAAAGUGAACCCUAACCUGAAAUGUCAUGUCUUCAGAAGUCUCUCAGAUCGUUAUAGUGCAUGUGUAUAUUAACAAACUCAAAAACGUAUUUUCUCUUUAAAGUGAUUGUAAUUAUGUUUCAUCCAUAAUGUGCAUGAAAGAGAAACAACCUUUUAAAUGUGAGAAAUUAGGACAGAUAUGGUCUGGAUGUAAUGUAUUCUUGCAUCUAUUUAAGGUUUAUAAGUAUGUAUGUGAAGCAUUAUCCUUUCUCUGUUUCAGCCAUGGUUAUACAAGUCUUUUUUUCUCCAGAAUGUCCUAGUGAAUGUUGAUGUUCAUUCACGUUUAGACCUGGUGUGUAAUCAUUAUGAAAUUAUGCUUUUUUUCAGCUGACAAAUUAAGAUUAAGAUUCAACUUUAUUGUCAUUGUGCAGAGUACCGGUACAGAGCAGUUGUUUUCACAUAUCCCAACUGAGCUGGGGUCAGAGCGCAGGGUCAGCCAUGAAACAGCGCCCCUGGAGCAGAUAGGGUCAAGGGCCCAACAGUGGUAUCUUGGCAGUGCUGGGGCUUGAACCCCCAACAUUUCGGUCAGUAACCCAGAGCCUUAACUGCUGAGCCACCACUGCCCAUAAAUAAUAAGUUAAGAAUAAUUAGCCAAAAGCUCAACUGACUCAGCUGAGAAUGUGAUGCUAAUGUUCACGUCACACUGGAGUCCGCUGGAUUAUUCGUUGGAGUUUGAUGUUGAUUUUUGAUUAACAACUGAUUGGUUAAAAGGAUGGAAGAGUCAUUCUCAUGUCCAUCAGGUAAAGCACAUAAGAGCUGUAUGUGAUAAAAGUUGUUCGUUUAUGCUAAGUUCUGUCAUUCUAAUGAUUGAGAAUAACAGUAUUCACAAUCUUAAUGGUGAUUCUAAAGUUAUAUUGCAGUAUUAAUGGAGUGAGUGGCUUCACUGGAGUGUUAGACUAUGGUUUUAAAUGAUCACUUAUCCACAAUAUUUUCAGUGAGUCCAAUGUAUUUCAUUAGGUGGGCAGAGGUAUUUCCAGUUGGCUAGCGGAAGUGCGAUUUGGUUGGUGAUUUGUGUGUAGCCGACCACUGCUUGCUUUCAUGUCAUGUGGUUAGAUUCUUGCUUUUUAAAUGUUGUAAGAUGUCUUGACAAUUUUACAGUCAAUAUAAUGCAGUUAAUGGAUAUCCUUAUAAUCAAGCGAGUUUUAUCAAAAAAAAAAAUGCUGUUAUGAUCAGAAUCCUCUCGCAAAUUGCUCCAGUCCCAGAUGUUGCUUUUUCCAUCUGCUGCCUAUAAAAAGAUUGACUGUUUAAAAAAGCUCUGAAUAAAUUGUGUGUGUGCUCUUUUCACAUUUUUGGCAAGAAGUCAACAGGGGGGAUUACUUGUAUAAUCCACCGUUAUGGUCCGGCUACGAUAGACAUCCAGAAACGGAGCGCAAUGAAUGAUAUAAAUGAUAGCAUUAAUGUGCUAACAGGUGUGUAAACAUGCGUUUAAGGUUCAUAAGACAUUUUGAGAGUUUGUUCAUUUCUAUUCAGCGUUGGCCUUUGUGAAUGCUUUACGUGCUUUAAAAUGGCAUAUAAAAGGAACCGUGUUUGACCUGAACUGUCUGUGAGUAGUGACAAUGUUUUCAACUGUUUUCAUGCUGUGAUGCUAAAUUGAUCAAUUCUACGGUGGAAGACCAUUAUUAGAUGAGACUUGUAUAGGAGAUUGAUGUUUUAUCACGUUUGAAAUGAACUGUAUUUUGAUUUUCCUCUUUCCUACUUUCUUUUGAGUGUCUUUGCAGGAUGUGCAGAUCUUCCUUAAAAAGUGUAUUGGAAUAAAAUGACACUCCACCUUUAGUCAAAUUCCACAAAUAUCUCUUCACAGUAAGUUAGCUGUCCGUUCUGUGAGUGCGCUGAAAAAACUCUUGUGUUUGUUCAUAGCCCUGUCUCUGUAAAUGAGAAAAUAAACUCUGUUGUGAUCACACAGCAUUUGCAAUGUGCUUGCAUGAAUUUGAGGUGCGGAGCUUCUGAAGGAGCACUGAAUGGAGGCGUGUGUUUGUUUGUCUGUAGGGUUCAAAUAUCAAGAGUCUUUCUCAGGAAUUGCUUACUCCACCUUUAACUUGAAAACCUGUUGAACCGUAACACAGGCAAUGUUAUUGGACAAGCCGAUUCCUCUGCAAUGCUUUCUAUUCUGUGUGUUUAUGUUAUAGUGGUCUUGUUUAUUACGACAUUAAGUGUUUAUCAUCUUUUAUUUAGAAUGGCCUAUUUGUUCAUAGGGAAUCAGAAAGGGUGUGGUAUGAGGGGUGUUGGCAAAGGUUGUUUGAAAACAUACUUUAUUUUUUUAAUUCCGUUUGGUGCCACUAGUAGCACAGAAAUUACACACUCCACCUUGUAAGGGAAAAGGUGAUUUGGGAAAUAGUGUGUUCAUUAAUUCAGAAUCAGUUACUUUUAUAUGUACAGUGCUUUUAAUAAAAUAUACUGUUUUUUUGUUUUAGUUACUUUACAGAGAACAUUGAACUUUAGUGUAAAAUGUUUAUAAUGUAUGUCCGAAUAAACGUUUAUUAGUAUGUAAUUCAUUUUGUAUGGUACAGUUUAUUGUGAGGCUGCUAAGACAUUAUUUCCUACACAAGAACAAUACAUUUAAUAU